AAAAAACAGGAGCUUGUUCGAGUUACAGUGUGUUAACCCUUACAGAGACUAAUUCUAGCCCAGCUAUAGCCAUGGACCAGAGGAACCUACAGGAAGAGUUUAAGGAUCCGUUUACAGACGUGGUGUCCAGGCUGCAGUCUAAACAGCUGUUCCAGUCUGACUGGGACAUCGCCUCCUUCGCUGUCUUCUUCAUCUUCAUCGGCAUGGUUCUGCUGCUUGUUGUCCUGGUUCUGAUCCGCUGCUGCUGCUGCUGCUGCUGUGAUGAACAGCCUGGAAGACACAAAGUGGGUCAUGAAAACUUUGGAAUGGAGACCUGAAAGAAACUUGGAACAGAAUUGAAGAUUCCACAAUGACGACACUUAGAAAAUUGAUUACCGCAAUUUCCGGACUAUUAAGCCC
Molecule: messenger RNA, 399 nt
Organism: Salmo salar (Atlantic salmon)
Lineage: Eukaryota; Metazoa; Chordata; Actinopteri; Salmoniformes; Salmonidae
Source: RefSeq, a predicted model, not a curated record